AUGUCAGCAAAUGUAGCAGGGGCAUUGAAUGUUAUGAGGAAAUUCUGAGUACUUACACUUUUUUCUGUCACAGAGACGGUUAUAGACAACUUCUCUAAUCUGCUCUCGCUGAUCGGUUCCAAUGCGGACAUGCGGGACAUUUUUCGGGACGUGCUUCGCGUCGCAGGACAUCUCGUAGAUUCUCGUGAAGUAGAAGCCUUAACGACCAAAAUCCUAGCGACAGCGCAGCAAGGAGGAAUAGUUGCCAAUAACUCGUCGGAUGGCAGUAUUAAGGCAGUUUUUGUAAACAAGACGAGAAGUUUUCGUGGUCUAGAAUUUCCACUUAAUAUAGGUCAAAUGUAUCCUGUUCUUCCGUAGACUUUUCACUACGUUUUACCACUCUAAGAAAGCUAAAGUCGGCACCACGCCAACCACCCUAAGCCCUAACGCUACGGUGCACUGGGGACACCAUUCUACAGCAUCUGUUGGAUUCUUCAAACAAGCGACUGCUUCGCCAAGAGGAGCUGCCACGCAUGGGUACAACCUACCAUUAAGGCUAGCAUGCAUUUGCGCGAUCUGUAGUGCAUUGGAUUGAUGGAAGACGGAAUGGCAGAAUCUGUGCCACUAUCUGCAAUCCUGUGAAGUAUCAUGCGCAUGUACUCAGAAUAGUACUAUGAAGUCUUGAGGGUUACUUAGAAUAGUACUUCGAAUAGUACUAUCUUCAGAAGAUCAUGAGGGCGGAUAUUCUGGGAGAAUUGGAAGGAAUAUCCGCCCUCAUGUCUUGGGAGGCUGCUCUGUCUUUGGAGACUCUCUUAAUAACCUCGAGUCUCCAGGGAUGAUUCAAAGACAGUUCUAAUAGGAGCAAAGAGCUUUUGGAGCGUGGAUCAAAGGACGUCAGGUUCAAUUUGGUCUCGUUUCCCAACGCUCCACCUGAUCUGCAGAGACCUCAUCACCGCUAGACGCGAGGAAUUGGAUGCGGGAGUGCGCAGUGCACCACUGCCAGCAUCGGAAGAGGACAAAGCGAGAGGAAGGAGAGAUAAAUUGGUAUAAGUGUAAUUGGUUUGCUGGGUAUUUGUUUCAGUCUGCUUAUGAGGUACGUACUUUGAAGAAGGUGCAAGACUGUUGCAGUCGACAAACUUCUACUUUUUUUACUAGGUUCAACAUCUUCAGCAGGUUUCAACAUUUCCCCACCAUACUUGAACGUAUUCAACUUCAACAGCUUCUCGCCAUCCGCAGUCUACCAUGUAUUAAGCUGGAGACACCGCUCCACUGUGCUGUGGCUCAAAUGGAACCCAGCAUCGUCAAGGCUAUGCUGCAACUAGGCGCUCAACCGGAUUUCUCCUUGAACCCGCUUGCGGCAUUGUACGUCCAGGCACAGGACCGGUUCUAUGCAGAGCUGUUGGAUGGUAUAAUAACUCACUUGUUUCGUGACAAGAGGCAUGUUAUCUCUCCAUUUCUUUUUAUUUCAGUUAGAGCACAUCUCGUCCCACUCCCUGCAGCACACGCAGCAUGAAAUAAAAAUAGACAGUAUGAUAUGAAAGGAAGGAGUGCACUCACACUCAAGGAAGUAGCUACUUUCGUACUUCAAUCCUAGCCAGCUUCGUGAGUGUGAGUGCACUUUUUCCUUUCAUAUAUGAUUAUCUCACCCCUAUCAAAUGCCACAGAUGGCGAAGAAUCCGACUGCAAUGAUGAGACCCUCCCGAGGCGUAUGACAAGCAGUUCUCGGUCAGACGAGCAUAGAGAGUCAACAAGAAGUGUCAACAGCAACCUGCUGUCCGACGCUGCUGCUGCGACGCCGAAAAGUACUUUGUUAUUUGCUUUACUCGAGCUUCUAUGCACCUAUGUGUAUGUAGAGGGAGGAGUUGUUUUCUCACUAUUGCUUAACAAAGCAACGCCAACAUUUAAGUAGUUUGUAUCUAGAUAGAGCUUUUACCAUGAUUGAUUCCACUCCAAUAGACACUCCCCCAACAUCCCACUCCAGCUCCCACAGUGCGCGCCACCACAGUGGGAAUUGAGGCUCCAACCCAGGAGACUGACAAGAUGAAACGAAAUCCGACACCGAGUUUGUCCAGCCCACCAGUCCUGUCGUCUCCGCGUGACGACAGUGCUUGGAGAAAACAUCCAAAUGUCGUGAAUCUUAAGGCUAUAAUUAUAGAAAGGGCAUCAUUCUCCUCAUCCCACCCUGGCGCUCUUUCGAUUCGAAUACUCAAAAUGAGGAAGUAACAAACACGAUAACCGAGUAUCUUAGAUUGUUAUCUAGAUUGCUCGCUUAUUUCAGUUUUUCGCAUACUUGAAAAAGAGGCUAAGGAUGCUACCUGAAAAAUGAAAGUCAAGUAGGAUGCUACUUGAAAAAGAUGCCAGUGUUGUAGAACGAAGUAGCUCUAAGAAUCAAGAUAAUUCUGGUCGCGAAGGUGACCAUGAACGUAGUGCCACCAAAGAUCCUCAAGGCAUGAACGGAGGGAAGGGGAGAACGUCUCGAAUUUUUUCGAGUUCGAGCAAAGACACAGCCGCGAGUAAGGCGUAUUUGGCUGCCCCGCUAGUUGAUGAACCACCCUUGUCAUUGGAAUUCUUGAAACAGGUACAGCUAUUUUUUCUUGAUGAUUCCUCGGCUAGUUGUGAUGCAAGGAAAAAUGAAGGCAGAAGUUACGGUAGAAGUACUUUAGCAGUAGAUGACGCAAACGAACUCAAUAGCUUUAGCAAGACUUGUUCCUGAAAAAAAAACCGCAAAACUUUGUUUACCCUCAUACCGCAAAACCACACCAGCCUCCGCUGGUCCUCCUAACGGCACGUAGCACUGGCAUGACUUCUCCACGAGACUCAACAGCUAAAAUUCGAGAGAUCCGACACCUACUGCAGGCUGAAUCCCUCAGAAAACGACGUGUUUCAUCAACACCGAAGGUGGAUCAUACGCUAUCCUCAACCAAGGAUACUGAUCUGUCACAUGUCGUCGACACAUCAUUGUUCAUUAUGGUUGACUUAAUAUUUCGUACAGGAUGUUUAGUACAACAGGGUGUAAUGUUGUCAAUGUCACUAUAAAGAUGAUUGAAGAUGAUAGACGAGAAGGAUUGGUAGUCAUCAUUUAUAUUCUGCUCUGAGUUUUUGAUGUUAGGUUUGAUCUUGCUCUUGGAACAAGUCCCGACUUACCACUGCUCUCAUCAUUACUCCCAUCCGUGCUCACUUCACACUCACACUCCCGUUCUCUAAUCUCCAAGAGGCUACUCUAGUCCAGUGGGAUAGCGUCUACGCUGUGGCGGAGCUACUCGAAAGUGAAACUUUCGUGAAAACUCUAGAACAACUCUGUGAUUGGUAUAUUGGUUUGGCACCGCGUCCUUGGCACAGGGUGGCUCGAUUCUGGCGCUUCUAUGGGGAACGAGUGAGCGGAAAGGUAACUGGGAAAGGUUUAUGGAACAAAUGGUUUAAUUUCAUGGUUUGUUUAAGUAGAAGCAGUCGUGCGACUUGCAGCAGUCUUACAUGCUAGAAGAAGCACUUGUAAGAUGACAAAUAACUUCCCACCACACCACGCACAACCUCUGUUUUCAUACCGCGAAGUCAACAUCGGCACCGGAGGACCGACUUUGUUGAAAAAUGAUCCGCAGAAGGCCUUGAAGAACGAUCCGGAGAAGGUAAGCAUCAAAGACCAAACUUCUAUCAUUAAGGCUUCCAGUGAAAAUUCAUCUCAAGAACGAAGCAUCUUGGGCUUUUUUUUCACGCCCAAGAAAGAUGCUUGUCGCGAUGAAUAUACGCAAGGUCCAAUAUUCACGAUGGUCCGGAGCUAGCAGUCGCGAAGAAUACAGACCAGCCAGUGGGAGUGAAUAAAACAGUAACAUCAAAAAGUGGAAAUCUGAAACCUGAAACAUCAACAUCAGUUGGACAGGAGACUACGCAGGGCACUACAACUUCUACCACUGCAGAAACUACUACCACAGAGAGCUCUGCAAAGUUAUGAACACACGGACACGCUUGUGGAGGAGGUCAAAAUUUAGGGAAAAUUAGGGGAUACUUAUUAUGGUUCCCUAAUUUUCCCUAAUUUUCCCUAUGUGGGAGGUUUAAGCGUGUCCGUUUGUUUCUAACAAAGAAUGAGACAACAGACGUCGAAACCGUCGAUGACACUGCGUCCACAGCUGCAAAGAAGGUGGUGAAAGUCGACUCAGUGUCACGGGAUUCGUCGUCAGAAAGAUUAAAUGCUAGAGAACUUCUGAACAGGGAACUGAACGCACGCGAGACAACUGCGCCUGGAGGAGCUCUGGGGAAGUUACGGUGACAUAUUCAGAUGUCAUCUGUAGUUGUUCUAUAGAAAACGCUGAAGAAAAGGAUGAGAGGAGAAAGAAAGACGUAACACAAGUCUCGACGAAAUAUAGAUGUCAUCAGCUGGACUACAUCUAGACUUCAUGCACUACAGGGCUAGUAGUCUAAUUUGCUUCCAAUGAAUUCGUCGUGCAGUAGACAAGGACUCGUUUACAGCCUUUUGUUUCGUGUUGUACAAUGAUGGUUUUUGUUACAAACGUUGUUUAUAGACAAUAAGCACGUUGUUUUGACAAUCAGAAUAGAGGAAUGAAAGGGAAAAUGCAUAACUAAUUAAAGCUGUCUGCAAUACCCCACGAAUGGGUACACUACUGACGUCGAUUGUAAAAAAGCUACCACUAUCUAGUAUGUACAUCUGACCAGUUUAUCAUGAACAGCAUUCUGCUUCCGGUACGACCGGUCGUUCACUAAUUAGACUAAUUGAAAGUUAGUGAUUGAAUAUUUCGACGACGCGGUUGAAUCAACAUCACCUCGACAUUCAAUUUAACAGUGAUGUUGAUUGAAUAUUUCGACGACGCGGUUGGAUCAACAUCACCUCCACAAUUUUCUUUCUAGAAGGUAGAACGCGCCCAAGUCCUGAGCAGGUAGGAGACCUUGGGCUUGAAAGGUGAGCUUCUAAAUAGAACUCCCAAGUCCGAUCAAGGUGGCCGAGGACGGGCGACGGCAGGUGUGUUGCCUGACGACGCGGAGUUGCUGCCAGGUGCUUUACCAUUAAGGCGCGUCAAGAUCGACCGUCGUCUUGUUCACAGACGGGGAUCUCUUCGUUUUCCAACGAGAAAACAAAAAAGAUCCCCGAAUGUAAACAAAACAAAUCAACCAUUACCCGACUACCUUUAUCGCUUUUUGGACUUCCGGACUUAUUCUUAACUGCUAUAAGAAAGCGAAUACUAACUGGGGAUACUAACUGGGGAGUUUUUUUUUAACAGUGAUGUUGAUUGAAUAUUUCGACGACGCGGUUGCGAAUUCUCGUGAGCUCUAAUGGCAGGUCUCGUGCAGCGCAGUUCUUGUUUACAUUCGGGGAUCUUUUUUGUUUUCUAGUUGGAAAACGAAAGAGAUCCCCAUCUUGUCUUUGGGUUAUGAUCUACUUAAAAAAAUCUAUCUUUGGACGACGAAUUCUCGUGAGCUCUAAUGCCAGGUGCCGUGCCGAUAGAAGACAGCACAGAAGAUACGGAAGAGGUAGUACCUCCUGUCUCCAGUUCCAAGGAACCUGGGAAGGGAAAUGCAAAUGCUAGCAGGGAUACGUUGAUGUUAAGGCUAGAAGAAAUCCAUCUUCACAGGCAUCCUGAGACCGUUUUCAAGGGGAGAAAGGUCCUCGGAUGCGUCUCAAGAUGGAUUUCUCUUAGUUCUAAUGAUGGUGGAUUGA
Amoebophrya sp. A25 is the source of this 5644-nucleotide messenger RNA. NCBI's taxonomy places the organism in Eukaryota, Dinophyceae, Syndiniales, Amoebophryaceae. The record is from the annotation of a GenBank genome assembly.